AUGGCAGUUUGCAGCCUUUCCUUAAAUCUAGGCAGUUCGGAAAGCUGCAAAACACUAGAACAAAAUUUUAUCUUCCAAAUCGGCACUCUUAAUCCCUACGGUAUUAACGAGCGCUUUUCGUUUGGCUAAUUUAUUCUUUUUUUCUUGUCACCAUACACCCACCAAUAACGUAGCUCCACUUUCUGCCUCUAAACCCACACACAACCCACAAUCCCUCCAGUCACUCUGACGAAGGGUUGACGCUCGAAACGUCAGCUUUUUUACUCUUAACGGUGGCCAAUCUACGUUUUCAACUCAGUUGUUAACACUAAGUUACUUGCUAUACUCUCCCACCGACGCAGUACUACAGUUUCUUUAGAAAAUUACCCCCUUUAUUAUUUCAGGAAAGAGCUCAUUAACCCGCGACGAGCGACUACGACAAAAAUUGAAGUUUUGUUACUUCCUUUUGAGUUUCGUGCAAAACUUUUGUACUCGUUGCGAGGCCCUUUUGUAUUUUGUCUUCUACAAAAAAUAGAAGAACCUAAAUGUUAAUUAGCUGUUUGCGUUUACCAUAACAAAAUGUGCCUCUAAUGAAUGGUACUAAUUAGAAAAAUCGUACGUGCUAAAAACCCGUGCAGCUAUACGAGCCACUCAGGGAAGACUGAGCUCAAUGACCCAUGACGAAUGACUACGACAAAAAAUGAAGUUUUGUUACUCCCUUUCAGUUUCGUGCAAAACUUUUGUACUCGUUGCGAGGCCCUUAUGUCUUUUGUCUUAGAAGAAAAAUAGGAGAACCCAGAUGUUAAUUUGCCGUUUGCGUUUACCACAACAAAAUGUGCCUCUAAUGAAUAGUGCUAAUUAGAAAAAUCAUACGCGCUAAAAACCCGUGCAGUUAGACGAGCCAUUCAGGGAAGAACUCAAUAACCCACGUGCACGCAUAAGUUUUAAAGGGCGCACUUUUUGAAAUUAUCACAAGAUUAUAUAAAUUCUUCUUCAGUCAUUAAUUCUUGUCACAAUUUUAGCCCUUACACAGUGUUUUUUUCCUCGGAAACCUUCUUUCGUUUCUCGUUUUGUCAAACUUAACAUCACUUAUCAUUUCUGGCAACGGACGGAAGCAGGUAAGCGUUUAAAGACGCUUAUAUUAACAAGUAAGUCUGUGUAAACUAUAAUUCCAAAAGAAGCCAAGCCAUUAACAAAUUCAAGAGGUCGAAGCCUCGUUUUAUCAAAUCCUUUAAUUCUUUCCAGUCGCUCGUAUUUCUGCCCAGAAGCUGUCAAUUACUUCGCAGUGGAAAUUCGGUAAAAUUUCCGCACAGCCUUGUACUCUUGUAAAACAAAUCUGUUCUCCCACUGUCAAUUUAUUAUUUUUGUCAUUUUUCUCUCUAUCCAAGAACUGAAUGCAUAAUGUAGUAUGGAGCUGUGCGGAAUUUUUACCAGAAUUUCUCUGCGUAAUUUUUUUGCAAAGUCGGCGAACUUGACAUUGUCGCGCGGAGGACCAUUGCUAAUCUUUCAUCUUCUUGGCUGAAAUUCCGCGUUAACAAUGUGGCGAAAGCGUGGUUCUUGCUCUUAAAUUUAAAUUAGUUACAAGUUUGAAGCGAAACUCGGAGUCUAAAGUAAUGCAUAUUAAUUUUGUGACUAUAUUUAUAGCUUGUUCAUAGAGGCAUUAGUUUUGAACAUUGUACGUAAUAUAGAGAUGACGAGUGAAUUAAGGAAAUAUUUCAGUUGACUUCCAAAGCAGAUUACGAGAAUUUUCUUCGUCUCAACUCUUAAAUUCCAAGACCAGAUCGUCAAUUCUCCCUUUUGGCUGCCAAACAUUUCCUUCCAAUUGGUUGCAAGAAUUUGAUAUCAGAUCAAGAUAACAACAUCUGGGAGAUAAAUUGAAAUAUUCUCAUAACCUGUUUGCUGGAUAAUGUAUGAAUAAUAUAGGGAGAAGUUACAUGUUAAUCACUUCUUAGAGUUCAAGAGUUAACCGCUCGUUAUGAAAAGUGAAAAAUUAAGUUCACACUUCUGGUUUUUUUCUUUUUAAUCCAAACAUCUGAAUACGGUUUUUACUCAAAGGUUUGUAAAUAUUCUGAUAUUUUAGACAAAAAGCCCCUUUUUCAAAGCAGGUGUUGAUUUUUGGGCAUUUAAGACAAAAAGCCCUUUUCUUUACUUAGUUGCAUUUAUAAAUUCAAAUCUUGUUUACACGAUUGGCUGCUAUCUCCACUAUUUGCAUAAGAUUUUGCCUGUCUGUUUGCUUCUUUUCUGGGCUUGAAAUGACGCGAUAAUCUGCAAAUGUAUAAAUUCAAUUCUACAAUAAGAUUCUCCAAAUUUCGCAAGGAAAAAUUAAGGUACGCCUCGACGUUUACAUACCAUGACUCUAGAUGAAACUGAUGUUUGGCAAUAUGAAGGGAGCUUCGUUCUUAGACAAGUCAUUUUUUGGGUAAUUUUUAAAAACCUAUUGUUACUAACAUUUAAUUUCUCGUUACAUUACUACCCCUUAAUCACAAAUUAAGGUCACACACAUAAGAAGAAAGGAAUUAAUCACCAACAAACGAAGCUCAUGAUAGUUGAACAGGCUCUCCUUAAGAAAUGUGUAGAGAACAGUGUUGAGAAUAAAAACACUGAUGUAAAGGUGUGAAGGGUCUAGGAUUAACUCGAUCUAAACAGUUUUUCCAAUCUUAUUACUCCCGAAGGUUACUCUGGAAAGAUGACUUGGAUUUAUCGCAUGUUGACCAACCAAGUUUUGCAAUGUUUCAGUAAAGUGUCUGACAGAAAAUCCUUAUGCAGUUCUUCUGACAUGUGCGAUGGUUGCGAACUCAGAAUGUGAUUCUUUUGCAAUGUUUUCCACUUCACAAUGGGCCACGAUGUUUUCACGUAUUAUUUAUUUCAGCAAUAUCUUUCUCAUUUAGACUUCUACGACACACUCCAGUCCAAACACCGCUCACUCCAUUCCAGUCUAGCUAGUCCAGUUCACUCAACCUCAAUCCCGCUCACUUCAUUUCAGUAGAGUCCAGUUCAUUGUGAAUUUAGUCCAAAACGUAGCGUCCAGUUCCAUGCAGUCCAGUACGACCCGCUCCAGUCCUCGCCAUCCCUUUCCAUACGGUCCAGUCCAUCAUCACAAGACAUGUGUUGACUCUCGUUACCUCAUGGACGGGAAAGCGUGGUGAAGAAAAGGGCCAACGCUGGGUUUUUUCUUCUCUUCCUUUCUGUUGCAUACGCGAAGGCUGGGAACAGAUCUGUUAGAAGACGCUGAUGUCCUGCCGGUUAGUGAGAUUCUGUGUAGGUUGGGAUGAAGAGAGGGUUAAGAAAUAGUGCCCUGGUCAAACCAUAAAAUCCAAAUUCUACCGGAAGUUUUCUGCUUAUGAUUCGGCUCAAAGUAGUUAAAGUAAAGAAUUUAGCCAGCUUAGUUUGCUGGUCCCCUUUAGGUUGGGCGAGGUCCUCCCUCCAAAUUUUUUUUCUCAAGGUUUUUUUUUCUUUCAAUCGAAUACUGUUCAGCAUAUUUCCGGUUUGGAUCGUCACUUCUUCGUCGCUUCGGUUUGUCACAAUAUCAGCUUCAUUUAUAUUUUAGCUCUUCAUCAACAGGUCUUUUGGUGUUCAUAUGCAUCAGUUGCUCAUCGAAUUUAGCGCACGUCAUCCCUCAUGGUUACUCCGACUGCGGCCAAUUACAUUUUCAGUUUUAGUUGAUUGAGGGGAUCUUAAACACCGUGAUCGAGUAAGACUGUUUAACAUGAAAAAAAGUUUGGCUCGAAGGUUCAACUAGAUUUUAACGUUAUUAUUGGAAAUCGGAUAAUUAAGUAAUUCAGCUGAGACAGCAGAUUGGAACUGAAAAUUAGUCUUAGAGAAAAGGUUAUGCAUGCAUUGAUGAAAAUUGACAUCGUGUUGCCUUCAGAGUUCGGCUUCACCUUCGGUUCGAAUUUCACUUCGGCCUCUCGUUCGGCCUUUCGGAACUUGUUCGGAUUUUCAGUUCGGAAUACAAAGGCAAUGGGAAGAGAGUGAAAGUUGUUAGCAAGUUGAUAUAAAACAGAAAGCACCGUCUGGCACACUGUAUCUUCAAAUCAUCGGGAUGCCGGCAUUACUGACACGGAACAUUCGGAGUUUAGUGGACUCCAAAUUUUUCGUCUAGAGUGCGCGUCCCUCCUGCUGGGAUCUGUGGAGCAAUCUCGUAAAAUCUAAGUUAAUUUAUUGAUGUAAUAUGGUAUUAUAAAUGAAAUGCCAAACCCGAUUGUCUCUGUGUUCUAUAUUUUUGGGAUACGCAAAUUUAUAUGAUUUAUCUUUCGCGGCGCCCUGUGUAGAUUUCUGUCUCAAGAAUUUAAUUAAGAUGCGAGCGUCUCCGUGUCUUUUCUUUAUCAAGAAACUAGUUUCUAAUCUCACUAACGCAAUUUCAAAUGCAGGAGCUUAAUACUGGCCUAUUUCGGAGGCUUGAAUUGCCAAUUUCGAAAAAGCCCCGGAAGCAAAGUCACCUUGGUGUUAACUAUGCAUUCGCCCAUUUUCGGAGGGUUUGGAAGUGUCUUACAUUUGGCCAAAGUCAUCCAUUGACGAGUCAAGAGUGUCCUUGCGGCUUUCAGGUUUAGGAUUUCAAAGCUUCACGCUGUCCAUUUUCGGAAACUCACAAAAACUUUUCAACAUUUUUUCUUUGAGUUUCCCAUAUCUGCGGCUCAACCUAGGCCUGUUUUCAGGGCUGUACAUCACUGAGACAGUAAGUCAAGAAUUAUCAUAAUUUUGACAUAUCGAUCUGUUUAAGAUGGGUUUCUUCGCUUGAUAAUUCAAUAAGCGUAAACCUAAUAAGUUGAAAUAAACAAAAACAAUGGGUCAAUAAAAUAAUAAUAUUUGCAGAAUAUUAAAAUAUGGUACCACGUUGUCUUAAAAGUUUUCAAGUAUUUUUUCUCAUAAGACUCAGUUUUCCCAAGACACGAGCAACCACAGCGUUGUUAGUGAAUCAUGGCAGAAUUUGUAACACUGGGAUAUCAGUAGAGCAGGACAGGAAUGAAUAAUCGUAACAACAAGCUGAGCAACAGCUGCGAGGAGAACCCAGAGCUAGGACAUAACCACAGGUACGUUAAAUUUCUGAGUGAUGAGCUAAAAGCUAAUCAAAGCAGAUUGUCUUCCUCUUACAAAAGUACUGCUUGGUAUAGUGUAGUAUAGUAUUGAAGUUAAAGCUGGGAAAUCAGUAGAGCAGGACUAGCGUGAUUCAUAAAAUGAUAGCCAUAACAACAAGCUGAGCUACAACAGCGAGGAGAAUCCAAAGUUAGGACAUAACCACAGGCACGUUAAAUUUUUUCCAUUUAAGAGCUUGAGACAUUUUAAAUUUCUGCAGCUCCAGAUAAGCUCAUUUUCAGAGGCUUUGCAUUACUGAGAGGGUAAGUAAAGAAUUGUAACGUUGUGAUACUAACCUGUGUAAGAUGGGUUCGUUCGCUGAUAGGAAAACCCUAAUGCGUUGGAUAGAGCAGUUGGAGGAAAAUGUUAUGGUCGAUCAGCACCACAGGUCAUCUGAAAGAGAUAAGGCCGGCAUCUUUUGAUUGCAACAAGUUUUGCUAGAAUUUUUCUUUUCAGAUGACCUCGUGGCUCACUUUGGAUCACGUCAUAAAGAAGUAGCACAUCGAGCGCUUUAAAGGUAAUAUGUAAUCAUUUAUAACAAUUCCUUUCUUCAGGAUUAUCUGAAAUUUUCUGUUUACAGAAUCUCUUAGGUGGCUUUCUGAUUAAUUGGUUUGAUGACAACGUUUCACAACUAACAAUGUGGCGUGUUGAAUAUUUUAACACGUUUUAGUCUCUCAACAGUUUUCUGUUUUCAGUGAAAAAAAACUAGUGUUUUUAAACGAGGUCCAAUCAGCAGCCUAUCAGAAAGGUCACAGAUGACGAUUAAGUAUUCAGUUAAGGUGCAGUUCAAGAACAACUAACACGAUUUCCGUUGUUAUUUGUUUCGUAUGCUCAAAACACGAAUUGUCUUAAAAAAAGGACACUGAAACUAGCUUCAUAAUAUAAUUGCAUUUAGUAAAUCUUUUCUCUAAUCAUCAGUUUAUUAUCAGUCUUUAUCAGCAGUCUUUUGCAUACAAGUAAAGUGUAAAUUAAUGUUGUGCCGUCAACUAAAUUGCAAUUUAGGCAAUCCAGACCAAUCCUUUUAGGUUAUUUCCAGUGCUGUGCAAAGCUCUCAUAUGUGUUCUUGUCCAGUGGGGUAAAUUCACGUGCAGCGCAGCACAGUCUUUAUCAGUUUCAUUUGGAAACAUACAAUGCAGUUUAGUGCAGAUCAGUCUAGUGAGGUGCAAUGAACUGUCUGUCCUGUAGCGCACUUUCCGAUGCAUUCCAGGGCAUUGCAGUGUAGUGUCGUCUGCUAAAGUCAAUCUCGGGCUAAGACAAUCCAGUCCAGUGAAAUGUAGUGCCGCCCAGUUCAUUCCUCUCAAGUGCCGUCCGGCUCAGUCUGCUCCAGUCCAGUCUACUCCAGUCCAUUCAGUGGAGUCUGUGCCCGUCCAGUCCAGUCCCGUCCCAUCCACUCCUGUUCGCUCCCGUCCAAUUCCAUUCAGUCCCUUCCAGUUAAGUACAUUUGAAUCCAGCGUAGCCCAGGUCCAUAUAAGUCAGAAGCAGUCGAGUCUAGUCCAGUCAAGUGCAGUGCAGAGUAGUGCAAUCCGUAACAGCUCAGUCCAGUCCAGAACAACUAACUGCUGUCGAGUCUAGCACAUUGCAGUCCUGCUCAGUCGAGUUAGGAACAACCUAUUGCGUUGCGGCCCCAUUGGUCGAAUGAGGUGCUAUUCGGAGAAGCCCACAUUUAAGCCCAAUUAAGUGUAUUUCAGUCCAGUCUUCUCUUCAGUUGUCACACCGACACAAUGAAGAGCGUCUACUUGAUUGUCGUAUACAGAUCUUUUUAAUGAUACCUUAAUAAAACCUACACCUAAUAACUUAACAAUAAAAAAGUAAUUGAUCAAUAAAAGAUAAAAAAAACGCAUGAAUUGUAUCUUAAUAACUGAUAACAUUGAUUUAUUCCUAAAGAACUGAGGAAAUGAUGAAUUAAUAGGGAGAGGAAUAAAUAUGUAAAUAAAUUGAUAUAAAAAUACGUUGAUAGAUAGAUAGAUUGUUAAAUAAAUACAAUUUUAUCGUACGGUCAAUUUACUAACCAUCUUUUUGCAGAAUAUUGAUAUACAGUAACACGUCGUCUUGAAAGUUUGCAAGUAUUUUUUUACUAACAAGACUCAGUUUUCCCAUGACACCAGCUGACCUUUGGAAAGACACCAGCAAUCAGUGUCGUUAAUCAUUUAUGUUUGAAUUUGCAACACUGGGAUAUUAGAAGAGCAGGACUGGAAUGGAUAAUUAUAACAACAAGCUAAGCAACAGCUGCGAGGAGAAUCCAAAGCUAGGACAUAACCACAGGUCCGUUCAAAAUUUGAGUUAUAGAUUAAAAGCUAGUCGAAGCGGAUUGUCUUCCUCUUACAAAAAGUACUACAUAGUAAGGUAGGACAGUAUUGACGUUAAAGGACGAAUAUAAGUAGAGAAGGAGUGGAGUGCUUCAUAAAAAGAUAGUCAUAACAACAAGCCGAGCUACAACAGCGAGUAGAAUCCAAACCUAAGACAACCACAGGUAACUUAAAUUUCUGAGUAAUGGAUUAAAGGCUAGACGAAGUGGAUUGUCUUCCUCUUACAAAAGUACUACAUAGUAUAGUAUAGUACAGUAUUGAAUUUAACGCUGGAAUAUUAGUAAAAAAGGACUGAAGUGCUUCAAGAAAAGAUAGCCAUAACGACAAGCUGAGCUAAAACAGCGAGGAGAAUCCAAGGCUAGGACAUAACCACAGAUAAUUAAAUGUAUCAGUAAAGGAAGUCUAAUCUAUUCUAGUCUAGUGUAGGAGUUAAGGUUGCCUCGAGUGUGCCAGAAUUAACAUAAAAGAAGAGCGGGCCUUUUUUUCCAUUUAAGAGCUUGAGACAUUUAAACUUUCUACAGCUCAAGAUAAGCUCAUUUUCAACAGCUUUGCAUCACUGAGAAGGUAAGUAAAGAAUUGAAACAAUGUAAUACUAACCUGGUUAAGAUGGGUUCGUUGGCCGAUAGGAAAACCCUGAUGCGUUGCAUAGAGCAGUUGGAGGGAAAAGUUAUGGUCUAUCAGCACUACAGGUCAUCUGGAAGAGGCAAGGCUGACAUGUUUUGAUUGCAACAAGUUUUGUUAGAUUUUUUCUAUUCAGCAUGACCUUGUGGCUCAGUUCGGAGCAGAGCUGGACUGGAGUGCUUCCUGAAAAGAUAGCCAUGACCACAAGCUGAACUACAACAGCGAGGAGAAUCCAUACCUAGGAGAGGUAUGUUAAAUUUCUCAGUAAAGGAAGUAAUUGUAACAAUGUGAUACUAACCUUUGAAAGAUGGGUUCGUUGCCUGAUAGGAAAAUUCUGAUGCUUUGCAUAGAGCAGUUGGAGGUAAAAAGUGAUGGUCGAUCAGCACUACAGGUCAUCUGGAAGAGGCAAGGCUGACAUGUUUUGAUUGCAACAAGUUUUGUUAGAUUUUUUCUAUUCAGCAUGACCUUGUGGCUCAGUUCGGAGCAGAGCUGGACUGGAGUGCUUCCUGAAAAGAUAGCCAUGACCACAAGCUGAACUACAACAGCGAGGAGAAUCCAAACCUAGGAGAGGUAUGUUAAAUGUCUCAGUAAAAGAAGUAAUUGUAACAAUGUGAUACUAACCUUUGAAAGAUGGGUUCGUUGCCUGAUAGGAAAAUUCUGAUGCUUUGCAUAGAGCAGUUGGAGGUAAAAAGUGAUGGUCGAUCAGCACUACAGGUCAUCUGGAAGAGGUAACACCGACAUGUUUUGAUUGCAACAAGUCUUGUUAGAUUUUUUCUUUUCAGCAUGACCUCGUGGCUUGGUUCGAAUCAGAGCAGGACUGGAGUGCUUCAUAAAAGAUAACCACAAGCUGAACUACGACAGCGAGGAGAAGCCAGACCUAGAACAUAACCACUGGUACCUUAAAGUUCUGAGCAAUGGAUUAAAGGCUCGUCGAAGCAGAAAAGUAUUUAUCAGUGUAGUAUAGUAAAGAAUUAAAUUUGAAGCUGGGAUAUCAGUGAAACAGGACUUUAGUGCUUCACGAAAAGAUUGCCAUAACAACAAGCUGAGCCACAACAGCGAGGAGAAUUCAAGGCUAGGACAUAACCACUGGUGUGUUAGAUGUCUCGGUAAAGGAAGUGCAGUAGUAUAGUCUAGUCUAGUGUAGGGGUUAAGGUUGUCUCGCGUUUGCCAGAAUAAAUAGAAAAAAGAGCGGGCCUUUUAUUCGAUUUGAGAAUUUGAGGUAUUCUCAUCUUGUGCACCUCAAAAUAAGUUCAUUUUCAGCAGCUUUCCAUCACUGAGAAGGUAAGUAAAGAAUUGUAACAAUGUAAUACUAACCUGUGUAAGAUGGUUUUAUUGGCUGAUAGGAAAGCCCUGAUCGCAUGAUCCGUUGCGUAGAGCAGUUGGAAGAAAAAGUUAUGGUCGAUCAGUACUGCAGGUCAUCUGAAAGAGCUUGGGCUGGCAUGUUUUGAUUGUAGCAGGUUUUGUUUGAUAUUUUCUUCUCAGCAUGACCUCGUGACUCAGUUCGGAUCAGAGCAGGACAAGAGAGCUUCAUAAAAAGAUACCCAUAACCACAAGGUAAGCCAGAAGAGCGAGGAGAAUCCAAACCUCUGACAUAACCACAGGUACGUUAAAUUUCUGAAUGAAUUGAAAGUUAGUCGAAGUGGACUGUCUUCCUCUUAGUAAAGUACUUCAUAGUACAGUAUAGUAUAGCAUUUAAUUUAAAGUUGGAAUAUCGGUAUAGCAGGAAUGGAGAGCUUCAUGACAAGAUGGCCAUAACAACAAGCUGAGUUACAACAGCAAGGGGGAAUCCGAAGCUAGGACAUAUCUACAGGUAUGUUAGAUUUCUGAGUAAUGGAAGUAUAGUAUAGUAUAGUCUAGUCUAGUAAAGGAGGUAAUGUAGUCUCGAGUUUUCUAGAAGUAAUAUAAAAGAAGAGCGGGCCUUUUUUUCGAUUUAAGAGCUUGAGACUGUAACUUGCUUGCAGCUCAAAAUAAGCCCAUUUUCAGCGGCUUUGCAUUACUGAUAAGGUAAGUAAAGAAUUAUAACAAUGUGAUACUAACCUGUGGAAGAUUGGUUCGCUGGCUGAUAGGAAAACCAUGAUCCAUUUCAUAGGGCAGCUGGAGGAAAAGGUUAUUGUCGAUCAGCACUACAGGUCAUCUGAAAGGGGUAAGGCCGGCAUUUUUUGAUUGCAACAAGUUCAUAGAUUUUUUCUUUUCAGCCUGACCUCGUGGCCCACUUCGGAUUACGUCAUAAACAAAUAGCACAUCGAGCGCUUCAUAGGUAAUAUAUUAUCAUUUGUAAGAAUUAUUCUUUCUUUUAGACUAUCUGAAAUUUUCUGUUUACAGAAAUUUUUAGGUGGCUUCCUGAUUAACUGGUUUAAUGACGAUGUUUCACCACUCACAAUGUGACGUGUUUCAUAUUUCAACACCUUUUUGUCUCUUAACAGUUUUCUAUUCUCAGUGGAGAAAAACUAGUGUUUUUAAACAACGCCCAGGCAGCAGCCCAUCAGAAAGGUCUCAGAUGACGAUUAAGUGUAAGUAUUCAGUUAUGGGACAAUUACAGGACAACUAAAACGACAUCCAUUGUUACAUAUUUCGGGUGCUCAAAAGACGAAUUGUAUUGAAUCAUUGAAACUAAAUCUAGCUUCAUAAGAGAAUUUUUAUCUACUUCAUCUUUUCUCAGAACAUCAGUAUAUUAGCAGUCUUUAGUCAAGUGUAGAUUAAUGUAUUGCCAUCAACUCCAUUGUAGUUUAAGCAAUCCAGAACAGUCUUUUAAAUUUACUUCCAGUGCUGUACAAGUCCAGUGAAGUACAUUCAUGACAGUGAAGUACAGUCUAUAUCAGUUUCAUUUAGAAACGUGCAAUGCAGUUCGGUGCAGAUCAGUCUAGCGAUCAGACUGUCCUGUAUGGUACUUUCCAGUUCAAUCCAGGGUACUGUAGUGCAGUCUAAUGGAGUCUGGUGAAUUCAAGCUCAGGCUUAGACAUUCUUGUCCAGUGAAGUGCAGUGCCAUCCAGUUCAGUCCUCCGAAGUGCUGUCCGACUCAGUCUAGUCCAGUCCACUCCGCUGACGUGUACUCCGGUCCAGUCCACCGAGUGAAGUCUGUGUCCGUCCAAUCCACUCCCGUCCCGUUCAAUUCUGUUCGUUCUCAUCCAAUUCCAUUCAUUCCCUUCCAGCUAAGUACAUUUAUAUCCAGCAUAGCCCAGGUCCAUAUAGGUCAACAAAAGUCGAGUCUAGUCCAGUAAAGUGCAGUGCAGAGUAGUGCAAUCCGUAACAGCUCAGCCCAGUCCUGUCCCGUCCAGUCCAGAACAACUAACUGCCGUUAAGUUUAGCACAACGCAGUCCUACUCAGUGAGGUUAGGAACAACCUAGUGCAUUGCAGCCCGUCCAGUCGAGAAAAAGGCUAUUCCGAAAAGUCCACAUUUAAGCCCAGUUAAGUGUAUUACAGUCCACAUUUGUCUUCAGUUGUCACACCAACACAAUGAAGAGCGAAUAAUUACGGCAUUGUCGUAGACAGGUCUUUUUUAAUGAUACCUUAAUAAAAGUAUACCUAAUAACUUAAAAAAAAAAACCAAUUGAUAAAUAAUAAAAGAUGAAAUAAAGAGAUAUAUCUCAAUAACUGAUAACUAAUUAAUUCUUGAAGAACAAAAGAAAUGGUGAAUUCAUAGGGAGAUGAAUAAAGAUGUGAAUAAAUUGAUAUAUUAAUAAGUUAAAAAUAGUUACGUUGUUAAAUAAAUACAAUUUUAUCGUAUGGUCAAUAUACUAACCAUCUUUUUGCAGAACAUUAAAAUAUAGUACCACAUUGUCUUAAAGGGUUGCAAGCAUUUUUUUCUCACAAGACUCGGUUUUACCAAGACCCCAGCAAUCACAGGGUCGCUGGUGAUUCAUGGCUGAAUUUGCAACACUGAAAUGUCAGUACAGCAGGACUCGAACGGAUAAUCGUAACAAGAAGCUGAGAAAGAACUGCAGGGAGAAUCCAAAGCUAGGACAACCACGGGUACGUUAAAUUUCUGAGUAAAAGAUUAAAAGCUAGUCUAGUCCAACCCUAUCCCUAAUCAAAAUAACUACAUAGUAUAGUGUAGUAUUGAAGUUAACUCUAGGAUAUCAGUAGAGCAGGACUGGAGUGCUUCAUAAAAAGAUAGUCAUAACGACAAGCUGAGCUACAGCAGCGAGGAGAAUUCAAAGCUAGGACAUAACCACAGGUACGUUAAAUUUUUAGUGAUUCAUGACUGAAGUGUAGUCUAGUCUAGUCUUGUGUAGGAGUUAAGGUUGUCUUGAGUUUGCCAGAACUACUAUAAAAGAAGAGCGGCCUUUUUUUAUUUCAGAGCUUGAGAUAUUUUCACUUUCUGCAGCUCAAGAUAGGCUCAUUUUCAGCGGCUUUGCAUCACUGAGAAGGUAAGCAAAUAAUUGAAACAAUGCGAUACUAACCAAUGUUAUAGGAUGGGUUUGUUCACUGAUAGGAAAACCCUGAUGCGUUGCAUAGAGCACUUGGAGGAAAAAGUUAUGGUCGAUAAGUACUACAGGUCAUCUGAAAGAGGUAAGGCCAGUAUGUUUUGAUCGCAACAAGUUUUAUUGGCUUUUUUCUUUUCAGAUGACCUCGUGGCCCACUUUGGAUCAGAGCAGGACUUGACUCAUUCAUAAAAAUAUAGCCAUAGCAAGAAGCUGAGCUACAACAGCGAGGAGAAUCCAGACCUAGGACUUAACCACAGGUUUGUAAAAUUUCUGAGUAAUGGAUUAAAGGCUAGUCGAAGCAGAUAAAACUUCUUCUUAGAAAAGUACUACGUAGUACAACAUAGUAUAGUAUUGAAUUUAAAGCUGGAAUAUCGGUAGAGCAGGACUGAAAUGCUUCACAAAAACAUUGCCAUAACAACAAGCUGAGCUAAAACAUCGAGGAGAAUCCAAAGCUAGGACAGAACCAAAGGUAUGUUAAUUUUCAGCGGAUUGGAAGUAUAGGAUUGUUUAGUCUGGUCUAGGGAAGGAGCUAACGUCGUCUCGAGUUUGCCAGAAUUAAUAUAAAAAUAAGCUGGCCUUUUUUACAAUUUUAGAGCCUCAGACAUUUUAACUUUCUGCAGCUCAAGAUAAGCCCAUUUCCAGGGACUUUGGAUCUCUAAGAAGGUAAGUAAAGAAUAAUAACGUUGUGAUACUAACCUGUGUGAGAUUAGUUUGUUCGCUGAUAGGAAAAUGCUGAUGCGUUGCAUAGAGCAGUUGAAGGAAAAGGUUAUGAUCGAUCAGCACUACAGGUCAUCUGAAAGAGGUAAGGCCGGCAUGUUUUGAUUGCAACAAGUUUUGUUCGAUUCUUUCUUCUCAACAUGACCUCACAGCUCACUUGGGGUCACGUCAUAAACAAGUAGCGCAUCGAGCGCUUCAUAGGAAAUAUUUAAUCAUUUGUAAGAAUUAUUCUUUCUUCUGGACUAUCUGAAAUUUCCUGUUUAAAAAACUUUUUACGUACCUUCCUGAUUAAUUUCAACACUUUUUUGUCUCUUAAACUUUUUCUCUUUUCAGUGGAGAAAAACUAGUGUUUUUAAACAAGGCCCAAUCAGCAGCCCAUCAGAAAGGUUACGGAUGACGAUUAAGUGUAAUUAUUCAGUUAUGGGACAAUUCAAGGACAACUAACACGAUAUCCAUUGUUACAUAUUUCGUAUGCUCUAAACACGAAUCGUCUUAGAUAAUUAGAAUAGUUUUUAUGGCAAAAUAAGUGAAAUUAUUACUCGUGUCUAAGUAUUAUAUAGUAGGAUAGAGCAGAGUAUAGUAUAGCAUAGUUUAGUAAUGUUCACUAUCGUAUAGUAUAGGAGUUAGUGCGGUCUGAAAUUUAAUAGAAAGAAUAGAAAAAAGAUUUGGAAGGUUAAAAUAUUUUUAAAUUAUUGCAGCUCAAGAUAAGCCCAUUUUCGGGAGCUGUGCAUCUCUGAGUUGGUAAGUGAAGAAAUAUUAUAAUAUUAUGAUACUAACCUGAGUAAGAUGGGUUGCUUUGCUGAUAGAAAACCCUGAUGCGUUGAACUACGACGUUGGAUAAAAACUUAGUAUCUAUUAACUCUGCAGAUCAAUCUAAUAGGAGGUAAGACCGGCAUGUUUGAUUGCAACAAGUUUUGUUAGGCUCUUUUUUUUUUUAGCAUGGACUCGUAACUCACUCCGGAUUACAUCAUAACUAAGUAGGGCAUUGCACACUUUAAAGGUAACAUAGAAACAUUUGUAAGAGUUAAUCUUUGUUCUGGACUAUCUGAAAUUUUCUGUCUAUAGAAUUAGUGAGGUGGCUUCCCGUCUCAUCGCUUUGCUGUCAGUGUUCAAUAAUUUACAAGGUGACAGGUUUAAUAUUUCAAUCCUUUUUUAUAUUCUGAAAGUUUUCUUUUCAGAAAAGAAAAGCUAUCAAUGGGUAGUGCUUUUAAACAAAACCCAGUUAUCCAAUCAGCAGCCCAUGGGAAUGGUCACAGAUGACGAGUUAGUGUAAGUAUUAACUCAGGGGACAAUUCAAGGACAACUUGCAUGAUUUCCAUUGUUGCGUUUCAUGUGCUCGAAACGCAAAUUAUCUUAAAUAUGUGCGACUAGCACUAGCUUUAGAAAAUAUGAUUUAGUGGAUCUUUUCUAAAUCCUUAGUAUAUUAUCAUUCUUUCUUAGCAGUCUUUUAAAUUCAAGUUAAGUGCAGUACCAUUAACUCUAUCGCAAUUUGGGCAAUCCAGAACAAUCCUUUCAAGUUAAGUCCAGUGCUAUGCAAACUAUCCUGUAUGGUGAUUUCCAGUUCAGUCCAAGACAGUGCAGUGUAAUGCAGUCUGGUGAAGUCAAGCACAGUCUAGUGCAGUCAAGUGCAGUGCUGUCUGGUCCAUUCCAGUCAAGUGGCGCUCACUACAAUCCAGUCCCGUCCACUUAAGUGAAGUCCUAUACACGCAAGUAGAUUGCAGUGUAUUUCCAUCCGGAACAGCCUAAGUCCCUAAAUGCCAACUGAAACAGUCCAGUCCAGUCUAGUUCCGCCCACUGAAGUACACUACGGGGUAUAUCAAUCUGGAGUGCAAUGUCAAGAGCAAUGCAUUUCCGCUGAGUCAAGUGAAGUACAACCUACGAUAGUGUAGUGCCGUCCAUUAGAGUAAACUGCCAUUCAGAAAAGGCCACAUGCAUGUCGAAUUCAGUACAGUUUAGUGCAGUCCAGUUCAGUGUAGUCCAGUUCAGUGCAGUCCAGUCCAGUCACAUCAGCCCAAUGAAGUGUCUACAAAUCCUGUGGGAGGGGGGGAGUUUCUCUAAAUGAUAGCUAAUAAAAGUGUACCUAAUAACUUGAAAUACACAAAUAAAAUCGAUGAAUAAAAAAAUGAAUUAAAGAAAUAAAAUAAAUCGUAAUAACCACUAACAGUGAUCAGUUCUCAGCUAAAUUCCUAAGAAGAUAAAGAAAUAAUGACUGAGUAGGAAGAUGAAAAAAUGUGUAAAUAAAUUAAUAAAUAACUAAAAAAUAAAUAACUAUGAUAUUAUUGUAUGAUUUGGUAUUUAGUGUGCGUUUGGAAUGCUUUAAAAGUUUUCCAGGUACUUUUUUCUCCCAAGAACUAGUUUUAUCGAGCAAUCAGCUGAUCUUUGGAUGGAGACAAGCAGCCACAGGGUCGCCAGUGAUUUCGUGGCUGAAAUUUGUAGCACUAGGAUAUCAGUAAAGCAGUAGUAGAGUGCUUCACGAGAAGAUGAUCAAAAUAACAAGCUAAGUUACAGCUGCGAGAAAAAUCCAAAGCUAGGACAACCACAGGUGCAAUAAAAUUUUUGAGUAAUGAAAGUAAAGGCUUGUCAAAGCAGAUUGUCUUCCUUAAAAAAAAGCACUCCUGAAGGGUGAUAGGGCAUAGCCCUUAGAUUAGUCUUAAAUUGAAAAGAGAACACGGGUUUUCUUAUUGCUUUCAAACUUGAGAAUAUGACAUCUCACAAUAGUUUUUAUGGCAGUAUAAAUGAAGUUAUUACACAUACAUCUAAGUACUAUACAGCAGAGUAUGGUAUAGUAUAAUAUAGUAUAGCAUGGUUUGGUACUGUUCACUAAAGUAUAGUAUAGGAGUGAAUGUGGUGUUAAGCUUAAUAGAAAGAAUAGAAAAGGGAUUUGGGAUGUUAACACUUUUUAAAAUUAUUCCAGCUCAAAAUGGGCCCACUUGUGGGAGCUGUGCAUCGCUGAGUAGGUAUGUAAAAUAAUAUUAUCCUUUUUUGAUACUAACCUGAGUAAGAUGCGUUGGUUCGGUGAUAUGAAAGCUCUGAUGCGUUGCACCGAGCAGUUGAAAAAGGACUGAAUAUCAAUUAGCUCUACAGAUCAUCUAGAAAGAGGUAAGGCCGGCAUGUUUUGAUUGCUGCAACUUUUGAUAGAUAUUUUUUUUUUUUUUUUCAGCAUGACUUCGUAACUCACUCCGAAUUACAUCAUAACUAAGUAGGGCAUCAGACACCUGAAAGGUAACAUAGAAACAUUUGUAAGAAUUAAUCUUGGUUAUGUACUAUCUGAAAUUUCCUGUUUAAAAAUUUAAGGCGGCUUCCCGACUCAUUGCUUUGAUGUCAAUGCUUAAUAACUUACAAGGCAACAUGUCAAAUAUUUCAAUCCUUAACCCUAAGCUAGAAUAUCAGUAGAGCAGGACUGGAGUGCUUCAUGAAAAGAUAGCCAUAACAACAAGCUGAGCUACAAUAGCGAGGAGAAUCCAAAGCUAGGACUUAACCACAGGUAUGUUAAAUGUCUCAGUAAAGGAAGAAUAGUAUAGUCUACCUUAGUUUAGUCUAGUAUAGUACUUAUGGUUGUUUCGAGUUUGCCAGAAUUAAUAAAAAAGAAGAGCGGGCUUUUUUUCGAUUUUAGAGCUCGAGACAUUUUAACUUUCUGCAACUCAAGAUAAGCUCAUUUCAGCGACUUUGCAUCACUUAGAAGGUAAGUAAAUUAUCAUAAGAAUUUGAUACUAACCUGUGUAAGGUGGGUUUGUUCACUGAUAGGAAAAUCCAUAGAGCAGUCAGGGUAGGAAAAUCAUAGAGCAGUUGGAAGAAAAAGUUAUGGUCGAUCAGCACUACAGGUCAUCUGAAAGAGGUAAAGUCGGCAUGUUUUGAUUGCAACAAGGUUUGUUUGAUCUUUCUUUUCCAUCAUGAUCUUGUGGCUCAAUUCGGAUCAGAGCAGGACUGGAGUGCUUCAUAAAAAGAUAGCCAUAACAACAAGCCGAUCUACAACAGCGCGGAGAAUCCAAAGCUAGGACAUAACUACAGGUAUGUUAGGUUUCUGAGCAAUGGAAGUAUAGUGUACUUUAGUCUGGUGGAGGAACUAACGUCGUCUCGAGUUUGCCAGAAUUAAUAUAAAAGAAGAGGGGGCCUUUUUUUUCGAUUUAAGAGCUUGAGACAUCUUAACUUUCUGCAGCUCAAGAUAAGCCCAUUUUAAGCGUCUCUGCAUCACUGUGAGGGUAUGUAGAGAAUUGUAACAGUGUGAUACUAACCUGUGUUAAAUGGGUUCGUUGGCUGAUAGGAGAACGCUGCUCCGUUGCAUAGAGCAGUUAGAGGACAAUGUUAUGGUCGAUCAGCACUACAGAUCAUCUGAAAGAGGUAAGGCCGGCAUGUUUUGAUUGCAACAAGUUUUCCUAGAUUUUUUCUUUUCAGCAUGACCUCGUGGCUCACUUCAGAUCACUUCAUAAACAAGUAGCACAUCGAGCGCCUCAUAGGUUAUACGUAAUCUUUUGUAAGAAUUAUUCUUUAUUCUAGACUAUCUGAAAUGUUUUGUUUAAAGAACUUUUUAGGUGGCUUCCUGAUUAGCUGGUUUGAUGACAACGUUUCACUACUCGCUAUGUUACGUGUUUAAUAUUUCAACACCUUUUUUUCUCUUAACAGUUUUCUGUUUUUGGUGUAGAAAAAGUAGUAUUUUUAAACAAGACCUAGUCAGCAGCCCGUCAGAAAGUUCACAAAUGACGAUUAAGUGUCAGUAUUCAGUUAUGGGACAAUUCAAGGACAGCUAAAACGAUACCCAUUGUUACAUAUUUCGUAUGCUCAAAACACGAAUUGUCUUGGGUAUUUGAAACUGAAACUGAAACUAGCUUCAUAAUAUAAUUUUAAUUUAGUUGAUCUUUUCUCAAAACAUCAGCAUAUUAUCAGUCUUUAGUAGCAGUCUAUUUGCAUGUAAGUCAAGCGUAGAUUAAUGUAUUGCCAUCAACUCCAUUGCAGUUUAAGCAAUCCAGAACAAUCCUUUUAAGUUACUUCCAGUGCUGUGCAAAGCUAUUCUGUGUCGUCUAGUCCAGUGGAGUACAUUCACCUGAAAUCCAGUACAGUCUUUAUCAGUUUCAUUUGGGAACGUGCAAUGCAGUUCUGUGCAGAUCAGUCUAGCGAGGUACAGUAAACUGACUGUCCUGUAUGGUACUUUCCAGUUCAAUCCAGGGUAGUGCAGUCUGGUGAGGUCAAGCUCAGGCUAAGACAGUCCAGGGAAGUGAAGCGCCGUCCAGUUCAGCCUUCUGAAGUACUCUCUGGCUAGGUCCAGUCCAUUCCACUCCGCUGACGUGCACUCCAGUCCAGUUUAUUCCGGUCCAGUCUAUCGAGUGGAGUUUGUGCCUGUUCAGUCGAGCCCCAUGCCAUCCAAUUCUGUUCCUUCCCGUCUAAUUCCUUUCAUUCCCUUCCAGCUAAGUACAUUUCAACCCAGCAUAACCCAGGUCCAUACAAGUCAACAGCAGUCGAGUCUAGUCCAGUCAAGUGCAUUGCAGAGCAGUGCAAUCCGUAACAGCUCAGCCCAGUCCUGUCCCGUCCAGUCUAGAACAACUAACUGCCGUGGAGUCUAGCACAACGCAGUCCUGCUCAGUCAAGUUAGGAACAAUAAGUAUUGCGGCCCGUAAAGUCAAGUGAAGUGCUAUUCCGAAAAGCCCAAAUUUAGGCCCAUACAAAUGUAUUUCAGUACAGUUUUGUCUUCAGUUGUCACACCAACACAAUCAGGAGCGUCUACUUACGGCAUUGUCGUAGACAGGUCUUUUAUAAUGAUACCUCAAUAAGAGUAUACCUGAUGACUAAAAAAUAAACAAGAAUAAUUGAUAGUCAAUAGAAGAUAAAAUAAAGUAAUAAAAUAUAUAUCUCAAUAACUGAUAACAUUAAUUAAUUCUUGAAGAACUAAAGAAAUGAUGAAUUAAUCGAGAACUGAAUAUAUAUGUAAAUAAAUUGAUAUAUAAAUAAGUUGAGAAAAAGUUACGUUGUUAAAAAAAUACAAUUCCAUCGUAUGGUCAAUAUAUUGACAAUCUUUCUGCAGAAUAUUAAAAUAUAGCACCACGUUGUCUAAAAGGUUUGUAAGCAUUUUCUGUCUCAUGACUCAACUUUUCCAAGACACCAGGUGACCUUCGGAAAGACACAAGCAAUCACAGGGUCGCUUGUGAUUCAUGGCUGAAUUUGCAACACUGAAAUAUCAGUAGAGCAGGACUGUAAUGGAUAAUCAUAACAACAAGCUGAGCUACAACAGCGACGACAAACUAAAGCUACGACAUAACCACAGGUACGUUUAAUUUCUGAGUAAUGGAUAAAAGGCUUAAGACAUUUUAACUUUAUGCAGCUCAAGAUAAACUCAUUUUCAGCAGCUUUCCAUCAAGGAGAAGGUAAGUAAACAAUUAUAACAAUAUCAUAGUAUCCUGUGUAUGAUGGGUUCGUUGGCUGAUAGAAAGACCCUGAUGCGUUGCAUAGAGCAGUUGGAGGAAAACGUUAUGGUCGAUCAGCAGCACAGGUCAUCUGAAAGAGGUAAGGCCGGCAUGUUUUGAUUUCAACAACUUUUGUAAGAUUUUUUUCUUUUCAGCAUAACCUCGUGGCUCAGUUAGGAUUAAAGCAGAACUGGAGUGCUUCAUAAGGAGAUAGCUACAACAGCGAGAAGAAUCCAAAGCUAGGACCUAGCCACGAGUACAUUUAAUUUCUGAGUAAUGGAUUAAAGGGGCUUUGCAUCACUGAGAAGGUAAAUAAAUAAUUGAAACAAUUUGAUACCAAUCAAUAUUAUCGGAUAGGUUCAUUAACUGAUAAGAAAACCCUGAUGCGUUGCAUAGAACAGUUGAAGGAAAAGGUUAUGGUCGAUCAGCACUACAGUCAUCUGAAAGAGGUAAGACAGGAAUGUUUUGAUUGCAACAAGUUUUGUUGGAUUCUUCCUUUUCAGCAUGACCUCACGGCUCACUUUGGAUCACGUCAUUAACAAGUAGUACAUCGAGCACUUCAUAGGUAAUAUGUAAUCAUUUGUAAGAAUUAUUCUUUCUUCUGGACUAUCUGAAAUUUCCUGUUUAAAAAACUUUUCACGUAGCUUCCUGAUUACCUUAAACACUUUUUUGUAUCUUAAAUCUUUUCUGUUUUCAGUGGAGAAAAACUAGUGUAUUUAAACAAGGCCCAAUCAGCAGCCCAUCAGAAAGGUUACGGAUGACGAUUAAGUGUAAUUAUUCAGUUAUGGGACAAUUCAAGGACACCUAACACGAUAUCCAUUGUUACAUAUUUCGUAUGCUCUAAACACGAAUCGUCUUAGAUAAUUAGAAUAGUUUUUAUGGCAAAAGAAGUGAAAUUAUUACUCGUGUCUAAGUACUAUAUAGUAGGAUAGAGCAGAGUAUAGUAUAGCAUAGUUUAGUAAUGUUCACUAUCGUAUAGUAUAGGAGUUAGUGUGGUCUGAAAUUUAAUAGAAAGAAUAGAAAAAAGAUUUGGAAGGUUAAAAUAUUUUUAAAUUAUUGCAGCUCAAGAUAAGCCCAUUUUCGGGAGCUGUGCAUCUCUGAGUUGGUAAGUGAAGAAAUAUUAUAUUAUGAUACUAACCUGAGUAAGAUGGGUUGCUUUGCUGAUAGAAAACCCUGAUGCGUUGAACUACGACGUUGGAUAAAAACUUAGUAUUUAUUAACUCUGCAGAUCAAUCUAAUAGGAGGUAAGACCGGCAUGUUUGAUUGCAACAAGUUUUGUUAGGCUCUUUUUUUUUUUAGCAUGGACUCGUAACUCACUCCGGAUUACAUCAUAACUAAGUAGGGCAUUGCACACUUUAAAGGUAACAUAGAAACAUUUGUAAGAGUUAAUCUUUGUUCUGGACUAUCUGAAAUUUUCUGUCUAUAGAAUUUGUGAGGUGGCUUCCCGUCUCAUUGCUUUGCUGUCAGUGUUCAAUAAUUUACAAGGUGACAGGUUUAAUAUUUCAAUCCUUUUUUAUAUUCUGAAAGUUUUCUUUUCAGAAAAGAAAAGCUAUCAAUGGGUAGUGCUUUUAAACAAAACCCAGUUAUCCAAUCAGCAGCCCAUGGGAAUGGUCACAGAUGACGAGUAAGUGUAAGUAUUAACUCAGGGGACAAUUCAAGGACAACUUGCAUGAUUUCCAUUGUUGCGUUUCAUAUGCUCGAAACGCAAAUUAUCUUAAAUAUGUGCGACUAGCACUAGCUUUAGAAAAUAUGAUUUAGUGGAUCUUUUCUAAAUCCUUAGUAUAUUAUCAGUCUUUCUUAGCAGUCUUUUAAAUUCAAGUUAAGUGCAGUACCAUUAACUCUAUUGCAAUUUGGGCAAUCCAGAACAAUCCUUUCAAGUUAAGUCCAGUGCUAUGCAAACUAUCCUGUAUGAUGAUUUCCAGUUCAGUCCAAGACAGUGCAGUGUAAUGCAGUCUGGUGAAGUCAAGCACAGUCUAUAGAAGUGAAGUGCAGUGCUGUCUGGUCCAUUCCAGUCAUGUGGCACUCACUAAAAUCCAGUCCCGUCCACUUAAGUGAAGUCCUAUACACGCAAGUAGAUUGCAGUGUAUUUCCAUCCGGAACAGCCUAAGUCCCUAAAUGCCAACUGAAACAGUCCAGUCCAUUCUAGUCCCACCCACUGAAGUACACUGCGGGGUAUAUCAAUCUGGAGUGCAAUGUCAAGAGCAAUGCAUUUCCGCUGAGUCAAGUGAAGUACAACCUACGAUAGUGCAGUGCCGUCCAUUAGAGUAAACUGCCAUUCAGAAAAGGCCACAUGCAUGUCGAAUUCAGUACAGUUCAGUGCAGUCCAGUUUAGUGCAGUCCAGUUCAGUGUAGUCCAGUUCAGUGCAGUCCAGUCCAGUCACAUCAGCCCAAUGAAGUGUCUACAAAUUCUGUGGGAGGGGGGGAGGUUUUCUAAAUGAUAGCUUAAUAAAAGUAUACCGAAUAACUUGAAAUACGCGAAUAAACUUGAUGAAUAAAAAAAAGAAUUAAAGAAAUCAAAUAAAUCGUAAUUACUACUAAAAGUGACCAGUUCUCAGCUUAAUUCCUUAGAAGAUAAGGAAAUGAUGAGUAAGUAGGAAGAUGAAAAAAAUUUGUAAAUAAAUUAAUAAAUAAAUAAAAAAUAAUAUGCCUAUGACAUUAUUGUAUGAUUUAUGUAUUUAUGAUUUUUAAUGCACAAUAUUAAAAGCGGUUGGAAUGCUUUAAAAGUUUUCUAAGUAUUUUUUUCUCCCAAGACCUAGUUUUAUCGAGCAAUCAGCUUAUCUUUGGAUGGACACAAGCAACCACAGGGUCGCCCGUGAUUUCGUGGCUGAAAUUUGUAGCACAAGGAUAUCAGGGGAGUAGUAUUGGAGUGCGAUGAGCACUACAGGUCAUCUGAAAGAGGUAAAGCCGGCAGGUUUUCACUACAACGAGGUUUGUUUGAUCUUUCAUUCCAUUAUGAUCUUGUGGCUCAGUUCGGAUCAGAGCAAGAAUGGAGUGCUUCAUAAAAAGAUAGCCAUAACAACAAGCCGAUCCACAACAGCGUGAAGAAUCCAAAGCUAGGACAUAACUACGGGUAUGUUAGGUUUCUGAGUAAUGGAAGUAUAGUAUGCUUUAGUUUAGUCUAGUGGAGGAGCUAACGUCGUCUCGAGUUUGCCAGAGUUAGUACAAAAGAAAAGCAGGCCUUUUUUUUCGAUUUAAGCGCUUAAGACAUUUUAACUUUCUGCAGCUCAAGAUAAGCCCAUUUUUUUAGCGGCUUUGCAUCACUGAGAAGGCAAAUAGAGAAUUGUAACAAUGUGAUACUAACCUGUGUAAGAUGGGGUCGUUGGCUGGUGGGAGAGCCCUGAUCCGUUGCACAAAGCAGUUAAAGGACAAUGUCAUGGUCGAUCAGCACUACAGGUCAUCUGAAAGAGGCAAGGCCGGCAUGUUUUGAUUGCAACAAGUUUUCCUAGAUUUUUCUUUUCAGCAUGACCUCGUGGCUCACUUCGGAUCACGUCACAAACAAGAAGCACAUUGAGCGCUUCAUAGGUAAUAUGUUAUCAUUUGUAAGAAUUAUUCUUUCUUCUAGACUAUCUCAAUUUUUCUGUUUAAAGAACUUUUUGGGUGGCUUCCUGAUUAAUUGGUUUGAUGACAACGUUUCACUACUCACUAUGUGACUUUUUUAAUAUUUCAACACCUUUUUUUUCCCUCGACAGUUUCCUGUUUUUAUUGGAGAAAAAUUAGUAUUUUUAAAUAAGGCCCAGUCAGCAGCCCGUCAGAAAGGUCACAUAUGACUAUUAAGGGUAAGUAUUCAGUUAUGGGACAAUUCAAGGACAACUAACACGAUACCCAUUGUUAAAUAUUUCGUAUGCUCGAAACACGAAUUGUCUUGAAUAACUGAAACUAACUUCAUAAUAUAAUUUUUAUUCAGUUGAUCUUUUAGUAGCCUAUUUGCAUAUAAGUCAAGUGUAGAUUAAUGUAUUGCCAUCAACUACAUUCAGUUUCGGCAAUCCAGAACCAUCCUUUUAAGGUACUCCCAUUGCUGUGCAAAGCUAUCCUGUGUGGUCUAGUCCAGUGGAGUACAUUCACGUGAAGUGCAGUACAGUACAGUCUUUAUCAGUUUCAUUUGGAAACGUGCAAUGCAGUUCAGUGCAGAUCAGUCUAGCGAGGUGCAGU
Pocillopora meandrina is the source of this 23662-nucleotide messenger RNA. The record is from the annotation of a GenBank genome assembly. NCBI's taxonomy places the organism in Eukaryota, Metazoa, Cnidaria, Anthozoa, Scleractinia, Pocilloporidae.